This is a messenger RNA of Glycine soja, 1009 nucleotides long. RefSeq lists its product as uncharacterized. The coding region runs from base 169 to 708 and encodes 179 amino acids. The transcript has a single exon. Lineage: Eukaryota; Viridiplantae; Streptophyta; Magnoliopsida; Fabales; Fabaceae. The record is from RefSeq and is a predicted model, not a curated record.
UCAAGAGUAGUCAUGAUUCUCACCUCGAACAAAGUCAAGUCGUGCAACGUGUAUCUCACGACGUAAAACAAAACCAAGAAAAUUUCUCCUUCUCCACUCAACCCUUUUAAGUUUUAUCUUCCUUUAUUUCCUCAUUUUCACAUUCACAUCCAAACACGCCCCAAAACCAUGGCCAGAAGAGUCUCUCCUCCCGUUGCCGUUCUCCUCUCCUUCCUCUUCCUCCUCACCCUCUCACGCGCCCGCGAUGUUCCGAACCCCUUCUCCGAACCCAAACCUGACUCCGAACCUGGAUCCCAUCAUCCCGAACCUAAAACCGUUUCGUUUACCAUCGGCACCAUCGAUCCCGUUCCGCUGACGCUCCUCCGCUUCCGUCCGAUCAACCGCCACUUCCAGCCCGGCCGUCCGUUGCCUCUGUCGCUCCGCACCGCCCACCGCCGUUGCCGCCACGGCCACCGCCGCGAGAUCCCCUACGGCAACGACGCCAUCCUGCUCGGCGACGCCGCCGCCGCGCGCCGGAUUCAUCCGCGCUGGGUUAGGGUUCAGUCCGCCGCCGAGACGCGGCUUCCGGCGACGGUUGAGCGACUCGAUUCCGACCGCGAACACCGUCACCGCGGCGAGAAUGACCACCACCACCACCACCACCAACAUCACCGCCUCGAGGAGAGCUGGUUCGCGAAGAAGAUUCGCAAGUUCAUGAACCUCUUCUGAUUUUGAUGAUGCAACGAUCAACGAUGAUGAUGAUGCAUAAAUAUAUAGUAGUUAUAUAUAUAGAUACGAAUGGUAACUGUUUGUGUAAUUAAGUUUGCAUCUGAUAUAGAGAUGUAUGAUGUAUGUGUGGUUUGAUGCACCAUGAUCUACUACUAUACUAUUGCUACUAAGUUUUUAUUUUAUGUUAUUUAUGAGUUGUUAGGGAUAUUUUAUACUGUAGAAUAAUAUGGUUUUACUGCCAUAGACACUUGUAGUGGUUGAUGAUGAAUGAGUAUAGAGAAGCGUUACUUGCAAAUCCUAA